CUCAAUUGAAGAGAUGAGGGACGGAAUCGACCAGCUACCUAUCGAGAGAGCUUUACACAAACUCCUAGACCGCCGACGCGCCAAUUCCACGCUCCGUACGUUGACCAUCAGCACUCAACAAUGCGAUUUUUCAUCCAAUGAUUUCCUUUCUCUCUCCAAAUCCGAGUUAUUAAGGACAGCCUUCCUCGAUGAGCUUUCUAAUUGUCGACUUCUUGGCAGUGGUGGCUCUCGGCUUCUCGAUGGCAAUUCCCAAUAUGCCGAGGAUCUAGAGCACGACAUUGCACUGUUUCACCGAGCUCCGUCUGGCUUGCUUUUCAACUCUGGAUUCGAUGCCAAUGCAGGCUUUUACGCUUGCGUUCCGCAACCUGGGGAUAUUAUUGUCUAUGAUGAGCUUAUCCAUGCCAGCGUACAUGACGGCAUGAGGUUGAGCCGCGCAACGAAACGAGUGCCCUUUUCGCACAAUUCGGUCGACGAUCUUAGGAGGGUACUUGAGGAGUGUUUGAGAAAAUCCCAAAGCCUGAGAGAUGGAAGAUCUCACGUAAUGAUUGCCGUAGAGGCUGUGUACAGUAUGGAUGGUGACUUGGCGCCACUGAAAGCCAUCGUCGAGACUGUGGAAGAUGUCGUCCCGCGGGAUUGCGGCUAUGUCAUUGUUGACGAGGCACACUCUACUGGGGUAAUUGGCCCUGAUGGGAGAGGUUUGGUAUGUGAACUGAACCUGGAGGAUCGAAUCUUCGCCAGGCUACAUACGUUUGGUAAAGCACUAGCGUGCAACGGAGCAAUCAUACUUUGUUCUCCAUUGCUUCGUCACUACUUGGUCAAUUAUGCGCGCCCACUAAUCUACACAACCUUCAUGUCCUAUCCCACUUUGGCCGCGAUCCGUGCCUCAUACAGUCUCCUACAAGACGGGCAUACAAAUGCGCUAGCUGCCUGUCUGCAAUUUCUAGUCAAGACCCUCUUCAAGGAACUACGCUCGGUGAAUUCACCUAGCUUCCUGGCCUUACUCCAAGUGCCGUCCGACUGUCCCAGAUCUCCUAUAUUCUCAAUUCAGACUGCUCAAUCAAAGAGCCUAGCACGGUUCUUGCAAGACAAAGGUAUUGUGGUUCGUGCUGUUGUACCGCCUACGGUCCCGGAGGGCACGUCGAGGGUCAGGGUUUGCCUACAUGCUGGCAACACGAAAGAAGAAAUUGAGGACCUAGUAUCGAAAAUGAAGAUGUGGACAUUGCUUCAGGCGUUGAGUGAGACAAGGCCGGGGAUUGAGGAGCAGCAUGCAGCCGCAAAAGCGCGGCUUUGA
Messenger RNA from Lindgomyces ingoldianus, 1291 nucleotides. Its product is annotated as PLP-dependent transferase. Gene Ontology annotation, biological process: biosynthetic process. The record is from RefSeq and is a predicted model, not a curated record. The transcript is spliced from 3 exons. NCBI's taxonomy places the organism in Eukaryota, Fungi, Ascomycota, Dothideomycetes, Pleosporales, Lindgomycetaceae. Gene Ontology annotation, molecular function: pyridoxal phosphate binding. The coding region runs from base 14 to 1291 and encodes 425 amino acids.